This is a messenger RNA of Onthophagus taurus, 642 nucleotides long. RefSeq lists its product as uncharacterized. NCBI's taxonomy places the organism in Eukaryota, Metazoa, Arthropoda, Insecta, Coleoptera, Scarabaeidae. The record is from RefSeq and is a predicted model, not a curated record.
AUGAAAAGUUUUUGGAAACAAGAAACCGAUACAAUUAAUUCUCCAUGUAUUUCUGCUGAAGAUCGAGCAUGUGAAGAUCAUUUCAAUGAAUCUCAUAUCCGUCUGUUAAAUGGUCAAUUCAUGGUUCGUCUUCCUUUUAAGAAAUCUCCUAAAGAAUUAGGAAGCUCAUAUCAACCAGCUCUAAAUAUGUUUAAUCACUUAGAAAUGCGCUUCGCAAAAAAUCUCAAUUUCAAAACCGAAUAUAUAAAAUUCAUGUCUGAAUAUCUCAAACUCGAUCACAUGAUUCUCAUUCCAUUACCGUCCAUUUACUCUACUUAUUAUCUUCCCCAUCAUGGAGUGAUUCGUGAAAGCAGUACAACGACUAAAUUAAGAGUUGUUUUUAAUGGAUCACAAAAAACUUCCAAUAACAUCUCAUUGAAUGAUUGCCUUUACACUGGUCCAAAGCUUCAAACAGAACUGUUGGAUAUUAUUCUUCGUUGGAGAUGUUAUGCAAUGGUAUUUUCUUGCGAUCUAGAGAAGAUGUACCGCCAGAUAAGGGUACAUCCUGAUGAUUGUAGUUGUCAAAGAAUACUUUGGAGAGAAGAUCCAUCAAAUCCAAUUCAAAUAUACCAAUUAUCAACGGUAACGUACGGUUUAGCAUGA